ACCAAGCAGCUUAAAGUCUCCUCUGAAGAUUAGAGAACAACCCAUGACCGCAAACAGCUUGAAGUCUCCAACAAGCUCAACAGAGAUGGAUCCUGGAAUUUGGAGCAAGCUACCGCCGGAACUUCUCGAGCACAUACUCUCCUUUUUGCCUCUUAAAACGUUCUUGAAUUUGAGGUCAACUUGUAAGCAUUUCAAGUCUCUUGUGUUCUCUCCUUCUUUUAUUUCCAAACACUCCUCUGGUUCUCCUUUCUCAUCUUUUCUGUUGCUUUCUCAUCCCCAGUGCUAUAGUCACUUUCCUCUCUAUGACACUAUCCUUGGGACUUGGCGCAACUUAGCACUUUCCUUCUCUUUCUUGCCGCCUUGCGCGGCUCAGUUCAAUCUUCUUUCAACAUCUCAUGGACUGUUCUGCUUCUCUCUCCCAAAUUCAUGCUCUUUCCUUGUUUGCAAUCUAUUGGCCAAAUCAUCCAGAGUUAUUCAAUUCCCUUUCUUCCCUUUUGCUUUUGAGCUGCUCACCUUGGUUUCCACGCCAGAUGGAUAUAAAAUAUUUAUGCUUUGCUCUAAAUUCUCUGCCAAUUACGCUUUUGUGUAUGACUCAAAGGUUCAUUCUUGGAGAAAAUAUGAGGGUUUCCAACCGAUCCUCAUUGACAAUUUCCAUCAGGAAGGCGCACCCUUCAAUGGGUCUUUGUAUUUUUCCACCCCAGAACCGUUUUCUGUAGUGUGCUUUGAUUUGGAAAAUGGAAACUGGGAGAGACUCAACACUGAAAUGCCGGGGGAGCUUACAUUUGCGAGGCUGGUGAGUGCUACUGAUGAAGGGAAGUUGUAUUUGGUCGGAGGAAUUGGAAGGAAUGGAAUUUCAAGGAGCAUGAGACUGUGGGAAUUGGGUAAUGAAGGGAACUGGCAGGAAGUGGAGAGAUUGCCAGAAUUGAUGUGUAGGAAAUUUAUGUCUGUCUGUUACCACAACUACGAGCAUGUUUAUUGCUUUUGGCAUCAGGGUAUGAUCUGCGUUUGCUGCCACACAUGGCCGGAGAUUUUGUAUUUCAAGGUUUCAAGGAGGACUUGGCAUUGGAUACCCAAGUGUCCUUCAGUGCCAGACAAGUGGAGCUGUGGCUUCAGGUGGUUCUCUUUUGUUCCAGAGUUAUAUAUUUCGGCUUGAGUUACUUGUUAUCAUGUCUCAGAUUCUGAUUUUCUUGCUCUCAUUGAAUCCCAAAGGAAAAAACAAAAAGUUGUGUAUUUUUCCCCUAUCUAGUAUUUCAAUUGAUGUUGCUCUUGUUCUGUUUGUCAAACCUAGUUAGCGUCAUGAGUUAUGUUUGUGUUUGAGGCUUUGAGCAGUGAGAUUGAGUUAUUGCAUGUUCGGAGAAAACUAUGUGGUAGAAUGAUACAUAUUAUUGGAUCUAUCGUCCCCCUUCCAGCACUCAUUGCCAUUUCUCUUGUAGA
This is a messenger RNA of Theobroma umbraticum, 1434 nucleotides long. RefSeq names its product Galactose oxidase/kelch repeat superfamily protein. The record is from RefSeq and is a predicted model, not a curated record. Lineage: Eukaryota; Viridiplantae; Streptophyta; Magnoliopsida; Malvales; Malvaceae. Gene Ontology annotation, molecular function: protein binding.